AUGGCUACCCCCAGUGUCCUUACCUUUGAUGCUGAGGGUCGUGCUCUUGACUUUGAGGUCUGGGUUGAUGACCUCCAGCUGUUCCUACAGUGCGAUAGGGCAGACGGACUCUCCCUGUUCGAUCUCACCUCUGGUGCCUCUCCUGCCCCGCCUACUGACGCUGACAGCACUGUCCGCUCACAGUGGGCCACACGCGAUGCUGCUGCACGUCUUGCUGUGCGUCGCCACUUACCGACCACUGAGCGUGCGCACUUUAGUCAGUACAAGAGUGCUAAGACCUUGUACGAUGCUAUAGUUGCACGCUACUCUUCCCCUGCCACUGCUGCUCUUAGCCGCCUCAUGCUGCCGUACCUGUUCCCUGACCUUGCUGCCUUUCCCACAGUCGCUGACCUCAUUACGCACCUUCGCACUAGUGACACUCGCUACCGCGCUGCGCUUCCUGCUGAGUUCUGUGCCAAGAACCCCCCCCCCAUGUACAUCACCCUCUACUACAUAGUCACCCGGCUCCCUGACUGCCUUCGCUUAGUCAGGGACCACUUCCUCUCAGUUUGCCCCACCACACUCACCGUUGACCUCCUCGAGGAGCGCCUCCUAGCAGCAGAGAAGAGCAUAGUCGCUGUAGGAGCCUCUCGUGGUGACCCUCGCACCCCCGUCUUUGAGGGGUGUUCCCCCUCCCCCCUCUUGCCCUCCGUUGCUUCUGCUGCUGCGGCCGACCUCGUUGGUUUCGAGUCGGUCGGCGCUGCGUCUGCCCCUAGCGGGAGACGCCGCACCGGCAAGGGCAAAGGGGGCAAGGGCACUGGAGGGGCUGGCGGGGGCGGUGGAGGUGGUGGUGGAGGCAGUGGAGGGGGUGGGGGUGGUGGUGGGAGUGGUGGCGGGGGUGGAGGUGUCGGUGGCAGCAGUGGAGGCGGAGGAGGCGGCGGCGGUGGCGGAGGGAGCGGAGGCGGCGGAGGUGGCGGAGGCGGCGGCGGCAGCGGUGGAGCUGGUCGCGGCUCUGCGCAGAGGAGUGGGUCCGGUGGUGGUCCGCCCCAGCAGCAGCAGCGCAGUCGUGAGACCCCGUCCCCCCAGCAGCUUCGUGAGUGGUACGCUGGGCGUCAGCGAGGUGGGGGUACUGGUCCCUGCACCUACGUCCUCCGUACCGGCGACCGCGCUGGUGAGCAGUGCGGGGGCCCGCACUCCACCCAGCGCUGCUUCGGCCGCCUGACGGACGCGUGGCGUCACCAGUUCCCUGACGCCACUGAGAUCCCUCGCUGGGGAGAGCUGUCUAGGGCGGGGGUUGCUAUCUUUGAUCUUGAUUAUGAUGCAAUUCUUGCUGCCAUGUAUGCUGUAUCUAAUAGUGAUGAGGGUGACUGUUACCUGUGUGUUCUGCCUGACCCGGGCAUUGAGGCUGCUGCUCUAGGUGCUGGUGAGGCUGCUGCUCUAGGUGCUAGUGCGUCUGCUGCCCCAGGUGCUGGUGAGUCUGCCCUCUCAGGUACCACGUCGGCUCAGGCCUUACACACCUUCACCCUUGACUCGGGUGCUUCCCGCUCCUUCUUUCGAGACCGCACCACGCUUACGCCGCUUAGUCGGCCGGUUGCAGUCUCCCUGGCGGACCCCUCUGGGGGUCCUGUCCUUGCUAGCUUCUCCACUGUCUUACCGUGUCCGGCAGCCCCCUCUGGCACCCUGUCAGGUCUCUACCUCCACUCGUUCUCUACGAACUUGGUGAGUGGAGCUGAUCUACAGGAUAGGGGGGUUGACCAGUUCACUCCUGCGAGUCAGCGGGUGACCCACUGCACGUGUGCUCGGACGGGCCGACACUUGGCCACGUUUACCCGUCGGCCGGGGUCGAGCCUGUACACACUGACUACUGAGUCUCCUCCGGUUGCUGAGUCUGGUCAGGUAGCUGCGUCGAGUCAGGUGUUUGCUGUAGCGUCUAGGUCUAGUCCUGAGUCUGCUCCCUGCUCGUGUCGUCUCCUGUCCCACCAGACUCUCCUUUGGCACCACCGCCUUGGUCACCCCUCCCUGCCUCAUCUCCGAGGCAUGGCCUCCCGUGUCCUUGUCUCUGGUCUUCCCCGGUCCCUCCCUCCCCUACCUCCGGGGCCUGCCCCUACCUGCGUUCCCUGCGUCGAGGGGCGGCAGCGCGCCGCCCCUCACUCCUCCGAGUUUCCUCCGACAGAGGCUCCGCUGCAGACUCUUCACAUGGACGUGUGGGGCCCCGCCCGCGUCCGUGGCCAGGGUCACGAGCGUUACUUCCUGUUGGUGGUUGACGACUACUCGCGUUACACCACGGUGUUCCCCUUGCGCAGCAAGGGUGACGUCACUGAGGUGUUGAUCGACAGGAUCCGCGCAGCUCGUCUCCAGCUCAGAGAGAGUUUUGGCUCGGACUUUCCUGUUCUGCGUCUGCACUCUGACAGAGGCGGGGAGUUUUCCUCUGCCCAUCUGGGAGCCUUCUGUCGUGCACAGGGCAUCCGCCAGACCUUCACCCUUCCGGCCUCUCCACAGCAAAAUGGAAUUGCUGAGCGCCGCAUUGGCAUGGUCAUGGACGUCGCUCGUACGUCCAUGAUCCAUGCGGCUGCCCCCCAUUUUCUGUGGCCGUUUGCGGUUCAGUACGCAGCGCAUCAGCUCAACCUUCAGCCCCGGGUCUCCUUGCCAGAGACCUCCCCCACCUUGCGGUGGACGGGGAAGGUUGGCGAUGCGUCUGCGUUUCGGGUCUGGGGAUCUCGGGCGUUUGUCCGCGACUUGUCUGCGGACAAGCUGUCCCCCCGUGCUGUUCCCUGCGUCUUCCUUGGCUUCCCCUCUGACGCGCUUGGUUGGCAGUUUUACCACCCCACCUCGCGCCGUGUUCUGUCCUCCCAGGACGUCACCUUUGACGAGUCGGUGCCUUACUACCGUCUCUUCCCCUACCGCACUGCGCCCCUCCCCCCGCCGCCGCUCUUCCUUGCGCCAGGUCCUCCCCCGGUAGACCCUCUCCCCCCUCAGGGUCCUGCCCCGUCAGGUGUGUCCCAGGUAGACGCAGUCCAGCCUGUCGAGGUAGCUGUUGACUCUGGUGCUGCUAGGGGUGCUGAGCCUGGGGGUGCUGAGUCUGGGGGUGCUGAGCCUGGGGGUGCGGAGCCUGGGGGUGCUGAGCCUGGGGGUGCGGAGCCUGGAGGUACGGAGCCUGGGGGUGCUGAGCCUGGGGGUGCGGAGCCUGGGGGUGCUGGGUCUGCUCGUGUGGCCUCUGGCGGUGCUGGGUUUGGGGGCCCUUCGGGUGCUUCGUCGAGGCGGGAGCUACCCUCUCCGCAGGAGCUGCGCGAGUGGUUUGCCCGGCGCUGGAGCCGUGCUGCUGGAGCUGGAGGUGCUACUGUUGCAGCUGGUCCUGGAGGUGCUCGUACUGGCGGUACUGGAGCUGUUGGGACUGGGGGUGCUGCUGGGGCUGCUGGAGUUGGUCCUGCUGGAGGUACUGCUGGAGCUGCUGGCGGUACUGGGGCUGGCGGUCCUGCUGGAGUUGGUGCUGCUGGAGCUGCUGGAGCUGGAGCUGCUGGGGGUGUUGGCGCUGGUGGUUCUGCUGGCGCUGGUGCUUCUGAGGGUGCUGGAGUUGGCGCUGUUGGAGCUGGAGGUGCUGCUGGCGCUGGUGCUGCCGCUGGAGUCUGA
Molecule: messenger RNA, 3606 nt
Organism: Closterium sp. Naga37s-1
Lineage: Eukaryota; Viridiplantae; Streptophyta; Zygnematophyceae; Desmidiales; Closteriaceae
Source: the annotation of a GenBank genome assembly